CCUCCCUCAGGGGCAGCUUCAAAAGCCCAGCACGCUCUCAAAACAAAGGAAGACGGGUCCUUGGGUCCUCGACUGCAGAGGAAGCAGGAAGAGCCCACCCCGCUCAGAGCCCAGCUGCUGGGGCCUGGGGACAGCGGGAUGGAGUCCGUGGCCCUGUACAGUUUCCAGGCCACGGAGAGUGAUGAGCUCGCCUUCAACAAAGGGGACACGCUCAAGAUCCUGAACAUGGAAGAUGACCAGAACUGGUAUAAGGCUGAGCUCCGAGGCGCUGAGGGCUUUAUUCCCAAGAAUUACAUCCGCGUCAAGCCUCACCCGUGGUACUCGGGCAGGAUUUCCCGGCAGCUGGCUGAAGAGAUUCUGAUGAAGCGGAACCACCUGGGAGCCUUUCUGAUCCGGGAGAGUGAGAGCUCCCCAGGGGAGUUCUCGGUCUCUGUGAACUACGGCGACCAGGUGCAGCAUUUCAAGGUGCUACGCGAGGCCUCUGGGAAGUACUUCCUGUGGGAAGAGAAGUUCAACUCCCUGAACGAGCUGGUGGAUUUCUACCGCACCACCACCAUCGCCAAGCAGCGCCAGGUCUUCCUGCGGGACGAGGAGACCCCGCUCAAGGCCCCCCAGGCCUGCUUUGCCCAGGCCCAGUUUGACUUCUCGGCCCAGGACUCCUCACAGCUCAGCUUCCACCGUGGGGACAUCAUCGAGGUCCUGGAGCACCUUGACCCCCACUGGUGGCGGGGCCGGUUGUGCGGACGCAUUGGGUUCUUCCCUCGGAGCUACGUCCAGCCGGUGCAGCUGUGACCAGGUUGCGGCCCGGGGACGGGAGCUGAGCCUGCAGUCCAUCCAUCCACGAGACACUGAGCUCUGGAGAGAAGACGUGGACGCCCCGUCCCUGGGUCCCACGGGGCUCAGCCGAGGGUCUUGGACCAGAACGUGGGCCUCGUCACUGCCGGGCCCGGGCGCCUGCUGCUUUGCACAAACUGGGACAGGCCCCAGGGCCCAAGAGCCACUGUGAAAUUCGGUGCCCACCAGACAAGGCGAGCUCCCAGGGCUUCCCACUGGCCUCUUCCCAUUGGCCACCAGCUGCAGGGUGCCCUGGGGCAGGGGCACAGAAGCCCCCCAACCUCCCACCAUCAAUGGCCCCAAACUCAGGGAGACUUGAGGACUCCUAUGUUGCAGGAAUUUGGGGGCUCUGCCCAAGGAACCAUGCAUAUGCUGGAUGGGUUCAAAUUGGGUUGACCAUCUGCUGGGCCUGCCUGCCCCCCCAAAAUGGCCCUUGAGGGGUGCUGGCUACUGGGAAACUGGCUUAGUGAGGAGGGAUAGGACAGGGGCUGCACACCUGUUAAUCUGGACUGAUGGAAUGACAACAGGUGGAGACUGACUUCUCGGCAGCCCCAUGAAACUUGGGGCUCCACUUGGGUGUCCCACACCCCUGCCCCACUGUGGACACUUGGUAGAGGCACUGCAGGCCCACAGGAAGUGUGCAGUGAUGGACACGGAGGGAGCUGCUCCUCUCCUGCAGCCCCGACACGACGGACAAGCUUCACGGGGCAGGCCUGGGGCGCGGACCCUCGGAGGACCUGCCGCCCUGGCUCUUGUUCACCUGGGUCCAAGUUCUGCACAGACUGGGGCCCUGGAACUUAGGGAAACCACAGGCCACAGGUGGGAAACCACAGGUGGGAUGUCAGGGCCGAGGCUGGACUGGGAGUUCUCACAUCUGGAGUGGUUCCCUGGCUUGAGGAAAGGCAGGAUGUCCCGUCCACACAGAACGUGCAACCAGCAGCAGGAGCGAAGGCCACCUGCCUGGGGUCUCGGCACCUUUGGGACUCAGAAAGCGCUUUGGAUGCCAGGCUGGUGGUGGAAGGGGCAGUGAGAGGGGAGGGAGGGAGAAGUAGAUCUCAUGGCAGCAGGGAGCAGGGGGGAUGGGGGCAAGAGCCCAGGGAGGGGGCCGUAGGCUCAUCCUCUGCCCUGGGCUGGCCAGCGACCAAGUCGAUCAAGUCCGGAGCUGCUCCUGAUCCGGGCCCGUGUUUUCAAAAUAAAAACAGUAAAAUGAG
Messenger RNA from Lutra lutra (Eurasian river otter), 2045 nucleotides. RefSeq names its product GRB2 related adaptor protein (gene GRAP). Bases 139 to 792 code for a protein of 217 amino acids. NCBI's taxonomy places the organism in Eukaryota, Metazoa, Chordata, Mammalia, Carnivora, Mustelidae. The record is from RefSeq and is a predicted model, not a curated record. The transcript is spliced from 5 exons. Gene Ontology annotation, molecular function: protein binding.